Messenger RNA from Macrosteles quadrilineatus (aster leafhopper), 7958 nucleotides. RefSeq names its product putative ATP-dependent RNA helicase TDRD12. The transcript is spliced from 29 exons. Gene Ontology annotation, biological process: transposable element silencing; germ-line stem cell division. Lineage: Eukaryota; Metazoa; Arthropoda; Insecta; Hemiptera; Cicadellidae. The coding region runs from base 116 to 6748 and encodes 2210 amino acids. Gene Ontology annotation, molecular function: nucleic acid binding; ATP binding. The record is from RefSeq and is a predicted model, not a curated record.
GGUGUUUUGGUUCUGUGGUUUGAUAAGAAAAUUGCUCAAUGAUUCACAGAGUUAUCUCUAUGGUCUUAAAGGAUGGAAUAAUCAACUAGUUACUGACUUAGCACAACAGAUAGCGAUGGCAUCUUCACAAAAACUGGGAAUAGAGAUCUAUGUAGACGAUUACCACUCAGUUACUGUGUUCACUGCAACUAAAGUUGAGGAGGACGAAGGAUGGAAAUCAGGUUUUAGAGCCAAGCAGUUUGAUGAAUUCUGCCGUAGCCAUUUCAGAGCACAUCGUUUUGGCCCUGAUCCAGAGACUGGUCAGGUUGUCGGUGUGUUUUUACCGAAGCACUGUCAGGGUUUUUGGUUGAGGGGGCAAGUGGUACAGAUAAUAACAAAUACAGACAACAGCUUUGAAUACAAAGUGCAGCUGAAUGAUGAUGAUGUUGUGUUGGUAAAACGCCCGCACCUUAUAACAUUCGACGAGGCUCAGUUGGCGCCGAUGGACGCUCUGAAGCCACCACCAUUGAAGCCAUGGAAACCAUCGACCAAAUUCAUAGGACUGUAUGGAGUGUUGCCUGUCAGUCCUUUGAAUCAAAAGUGUAAGAAUUUUAUCACGGGCGUAUUUCAUAAAGGAUAUUUAUUCUUCAAACAGAAGGCAAAAAUUGGAAACAUGUGGUUCGGAGAUAUAUCUAUCAAGCCAUUUAAUGUUGGUCCAAGGCUUAGUCUAACGGAACAGCUGUUAUCAAAUGGAUUGGUCAAGCAGGUUGAAUGUUUUGAGACAGAGGCUCAACGAUUUUAUUCAGAUUUAUUUUUAGCACUCGAAAGGCAAAAGAAAGCUAAAAAAGAAGAGGAGCGUGAAACAGAAGAGAAAGGGGCGUAUGCAACAAACAGGUUGACAGAGGAGAAAAAAGAAAACAUUUCUUCACAGACUUCGGCAAAGAUUUGCAAAGAACAAAAACAUUCAGCAAGAGAUACAGGAUAUUGUUCAAGUGAAGACUCAGAUUGUGACAAGCGGUUCUUUCGGCCAGACGUUCUUUUGGUUCCUGCUGGGUACGAGAUCAGUGACAACAUAUCACACCAGAACAAGAAGUCACAAAAGAAUAAGGAAGGGCCAAUCUUAAUGAACACCCCAACAAAUUGGUUCAUUAUUCAUGAGCAAAACAAGAUAAAAGAAAAACGCGAAAGACGUUCUCGACCCAAAACAAAUCCAAGUCCAAAGAGUGUUAUUGCAUCAGAAAAUCAUCCUAAGGAAACUUUUGUUCCAGUGCAACAGCCGAUCAGUGAUUAUCAUCCUUACCAGCUCAUUUUUAAACAAAAAAUUGAAAAUUGUUGCGAUGUGAAUACCCAAGAACCUAAAGACAAGUCGAAUGAUAGUAAGAAACGAGUAAGAGCUUUGAAUUUGAAUUAUAAAAUGAACGGAAAAUCUGACGAAUCAGAUGUUAGUAAAAAUGAGCCAAAGACUUUAAACAAAGACAUUUCUGAUAAUAUUGUCAACCACAAACAAGAAAAAGUAGAGACUUCCAAUAAAUCUAAAAAUAACGAAACUGUAACAAGUGUUAGUGCAGACGACAGCAAAAUUUCUACAGAAAGUAUUGGUGCUACCAGUACUCCAAUUAGUUCUUUGUCAAAAAAGCAACGAAUAAGUCAAAAAUGGAAAGCAAACUAUUUGGAACCGAACAGCCAUAAAAGCUUUGAGUCGGUUAGUGACAGUGCAAACGACAGUAUGGUUUCUGCAGGAAGUAAAAGUGUAACAAAUACUCCAGAUAUUUCUUUGCUGUCAAGAAAACAAGGGAGUCAAGAACUGAUAGCCAACAAAUUGGAAACAACCUUCAGUUCUACUAGUUCCUAUCAUCCUCCUAGUUCCUAUUCAUCUGCAAAUAAUAACUUUGAUUCAAUAAAUAGUGAAAGUGCACACAACAGUCAGGUUUCUGCGGAAAGUAAUAUUCUAAGAAGUACACCAAACAGUUCUUUGUUGUCCAAAAAACAACGACUUAGUCAAAAACUGAAAGCGAACAAUUCGGAAACAACCUUUAGUUCUACUAAUUCCUUCAGCAAAUCAUUUGCAAAUAAAGACUUUGAUUCAAUAAAUAGUGAAAGUGCAGACAACAGUCAGAUUUCUGCGGAAAGUAAUAGCGUAAGAAGUACACCAGAUAGUUCUUUGUUGUCCAUAAAACAACCACUUAUUCAAAAACUGAAAAUGAACAAUUUGGAAACAACCUUCAGUUCUAUGAGUUCCUCAUUCACAAAUAAAAGUUUUGAGUCAGUAAAUGGUGUCAGUAAUAGUAAUAAUUCUAUAGAUAGUGGAAAUAGUUCCACAUUGUCAAAGAAACAACGAAUAAGUAAAAAACUAAAAACUGAAAUAGCCUUUCGAGAAGAAGUGGAAAAAAUUAUUAAGGAAGAAGAAAGAAAACAGUCACACGAGGAUCCAUUAUGCAGUUCUGGCAAGAUGACUGACGCUGAUUCCAAACAAAGAAUCUACUCAGCAACGGAUGAAGAUGAUCGUAGUUUCACUUCAGUUGCAAGUAUGAGCUCCAAAUCCAGCCACACCAAUUCAGUCCUUGAAAAUGCUACACAAGGAAUGUUGAGAAGGAAGAAAGAAGCUGAAAUGUCAAUGGAAAAUGGCAAAGGAGAUUCUAUUUCCUCUUGUAGUCAAUCAGUAUGCAGUGACGACUCCUCAAAUAUUUUAAAACUUGAAAAAUCAACAAUCAAAUCUUUAUUGACUGAUCUGAUUGUAGAAUCGGAGUCCGUGGAAGAGAACUUUUACGUCGAUGCUUCGGAUUUGAAUAGCUUUGUAAAAUACAUUAACACAAAUGUCGGAGUCAUGAUUCACUCUAAGGACGAUCGAUUGAUUCGCCCAGUGCCCAAGAUAAACGAAUGUUUUCUCCAUGGACAUGUUGUUGAGAAUUUGGAAAAACUUAGGUUGAGAGAUAUGAAUCGGAUACAGACGGUGGCUUAUCCGGCAAUCCUAGCACGACGGAAUAUUGCAAUGAUCAGUCAUCUGGGAACUGGCAAAACAGUCGGAUACAUUGUGCCAUUAGCAUCCCACCUAUCUACCUCUGAGUACUACGAUAAGUUACCUAAAGGUUUUGGACCGAAGAUUCUGGUGGUAACGCCUAGUUGGGACUCUGGAGAACAUGUAGCUUACCUAUUCCAGAAACUGUGUAGGGGUUCCACCUCCAUCCUGCACUGCUACGGGGGAGGGGCGGAGCUAGAACUCAGGGACAAGCUGUUGACCGGCUGUGAUAUACUGGUGACCACUCCAAGAUGUCUUCUCAGGCUUCUUGAAUAUGGUUUCACAAAUCUUGACCUCCUCUGCCACCUAGUAUUAGACGAUGCUGAUAUUCUCUUGGACAAGUUCAAAAAUGAGAUCUCAAAGCUACUGGUGGCUGUGGAUGCUCUGGAGGAGGCGAGGGAUCAGCGCCAGAUCCUGGUGAGUCUGCAGAUCGUUGUGGCCGCCAGAACGUGGACCAGACCUGUUAUGGAGCUGGUCACUUGCAUACUCAACAAUCCAGUCAUAUGCAUAGCUUCUCAACUGGAGGCCUGUGUGUAUGCCGGCAUCAAACCUACGGCUAUCUUCGUCCAGGCAGACAAGAAAGUAGAGAAACUCGUUGAUAUUCUAAAGGAGGUGGAGGGCAAAGAGAGAACUGUGGUGAUGUGUCGUACCAAAGAUGAUGUCAAGUAUUUGUACGGAGUGCUGAUAGACUUGGGAGUGAGGAAUGUUAUUGCAGCCCAUGAAGACUUGUCUGGCGUUAGUAUCUCAGAGAUUCCUGCCCUUUGGAACCAAAAUCAAAAUAGCUGUGAGGAGAUUUGGAAGGAAGAGGCAUCAAUGCCAAUCAUGGUCCGAUCCGAUGAAGUUUUAGAAGAAACGCCUUUGACCAACGCUAGUGUUCUCAUACACUACAAUAUGCCAAACUCUAAAACUACUUUCAGCCACAGGUUAGCUUGCAUGAUGCAGCGCUACAACAAUUUGUUGAAAAAGGAAUCAAAACCCAAACCUCAGGUGUUUAUUUUGCUGGAUGAAAAGAACGACCUUGAGACUCCGGGGGUGAUGGAGUUCAUGAAGAGAUUAGGAACAGUUCUCCCUGAGUCGGUGCAGUGCACGAUUGAGGAAAUAGAGAAGACAAGACAACAGAAGAGGAUGUCCGAGCCACUUUGUGAGACUUUGAAGCAGUUUGGGGAGUGUUGGGACAUAAAGCAGUGCAAGGCCCGACACACAGUGUAUAAGGAACUGGACAACCCUGAUGAUGUACCAAGGAAAGGCUGGGUGAAGAUGAUCGUGCAUCAUGUCCACAACGCUAGUCACUUCUCCGUUAGACUUCUGGAGCAUGCCGAGGAGAAGGACAAUUGGCAGCGGCUUCCUAGCAACCUGCUGACCCUUCCUUUCAGGCUUAGCAACUACUUUGUUGUUGACAAAAACAAGCGGAUGCAUGGACCCCCAAAAGUCGGUGACGUAGUUGCAGUAGAAACAUCAAUUGAUGAGUACAAAAGAGCAGUCGUUCUCAGGAUAACGGACUACAACAAGUACAAAGAAGUAACCAACGUUGACAUCCAGUUGAUAGACAACGGUCGUUUUGACAAUCGAAAGGUGACUGAUUUGUUUCGUCUGCCGGAUGAUAUGGCAAAACUGCCUCCCUCAGUUGUGGACAUGUAUCUGUGUGCUGUCAAACCAAAGGACCUGGACACCAGCUGGCCUACUGCGCCAGGCAGGUGGGUAGACGAGCAGCUACGCCAGACCAGGAGACAGAGUCCCAAUGGCUACUUGGUUGGAAAGAUAAAAUUCGCUCUGAGGGGGAGCUUGUGGCUGGAUCCUGUGGAUUACCAGGAGUUCCUACCCGAGUUAGACACAACUGUGCACCUACUCAACCUGCGCAGAGAUUUACUGAAGGCCAACAUGGCCACAGACAACAGCAACCACCUUCCUGCGCUGCGCAGACUCUGCGAGAAUGCUGGGAUUGAACUGCCUCAAGAAGACCCUGUGGUGAUGAAGAAAGUCAAGCAACCUCACCCCCAGUGGGCCUGGCUGCCAGUGGAUGAGAUGGAGGAUGUACACAUUGUAGUAGUGGAGAAUCCAGAAGCGAUCUUUGUACGACAAAACAAGUUUAAUGACAACGUGGACAGACUGAUGAAAGAAGUUCAAGAAUAUGCAAUUGCUGAAAAGCAGCCUCCUAAUUUUGACAAGAUGCUUGAUGUUGGUGAUUGUUGUUUGGGAAAACUGUCUGAAACUGAAGAAUGGAAUCGAGCCCUGGUCAGGAGCAAGCCUACUGAAGAUACGGUAGAGUUGUUCUUCGUGGAUUUUGGUGACACCAAAGCCGUACCUUGGAACCAUGUGUUGCCGAUUCCUAACAAGUUCAUUACUAAGUUACCGUUCCAGGUCGUAGAAUGCUGCUUGGCUGGAGUAAAGUACUUCCAAGACUCAGACAGCAAAGACUGGGAGGAUCAAGUGAUCGACUUGAUAUACGAUCUAUCAAGAGAUGAGAAUGAAGGAGCAAUAUCCUUAGCUCUUAAGGUUUGUUCAGUGGAAGAGAAUGCUGUAUACACUGGCGGAAGGCGGUACAAAGUGAUUUUGGCAAACCUAAAUGUGGAGCCCGACAUAGUAAUAAACUCCAGACUAUUAUCUUCUAACUAUGCUGAACUUUUAAACGAAGACAUAGUUAGUGGUAUCAAAACCAUGUCAGUUGGAGAGAACAAAAGCAAUGAGAGCUCCGAUAGCGAGGAAGAUAAAAAAAAUCUAGAUGUCGCUCUUCCUAAUGCUUUCAAGACAGAAGAUGAAUUAAAGAUGGAGGAGAUUUUGAGAAGCUUAGAAGCAAGAGUAGAUGACUUUGAUUUUGGAAUCGACUUUACUAAUGCUGAGGAUGACGCAGAAAGAUCAAACUCCUGCUGGGCUCUACCUCCAGCAGAUAGUGAGGACUUGAGUGAAUGUCCCAGCAACACCAUCAAUCCUCCCAUCUCAUCUCUGUCCUUGUCUGAAGUGGAACAACUACCGGAGGCUUUAUCAACGCCUCUCACUCAUAGACAUUUACAAUCUCACCUAUCUACUUCUGCGAAAAACUGGAAUGUCAAGGAACUAAUGACUUCCAACAUUCUAGGCCAGUCCGGCGGUUCACCGUUGCUUCCAUUUGCUCAAAACAUCAGUCCUCGUUUGAAAGAGCUUUCACAAAUUCCCUCUGCUUUUCAAGACGAUGAUCUAGAUGAAGAUCCAAGAACACUGCAAUGGAUCGGUUGUAUACCUGAAUCAGACAGCUCACUUGAUCAGUCUCACAUCAAUGAGGACUUGUCGUUUUCACAAGUUGCUGUACAGUCAGAUGAAAUCAGAACCCCGAUGGUAGAAUGGUAUCAGGAUGAUAUCUUUGUGUUUAUACAAAUAAAACUACCAGCCCUCGAAGCUUACAAUAUCACUUUUGACAUUGGCAACGUCAAUUUCAGUGCCAAGUAUAGCGGAGUGAUGUAUCAAGUUGAUUUGACUCUGUUUGGAGCUCAUCAUAGAGAUCGAGCUGAACAUUCUGCAGAGGCUUUCUACGUAGAGAUAAAACUUGAGAAGAUGCUAAAAGGAAAGAAAAGAUGGUGGCCAAGACUUACAAGGAACGAGGAGAGGCUGCAUUGGCUAAAGUUGAAUCUUGAAAAAGUUUGUCCUGAUUCUGGAAGUGAAGCAUCAGAACUUGAAGAUAUGAGGAUCAGACUCGGAUACUGCGACAAUAGAACAGAAACACCUACCUCCAUUGCAUCUUCGGAAAUGUCCGAACUAGCCAACUCAGAGUUAUCCAUGUGAAGAGCACUAGUGUCUUUGAAACCAUAAGUGAUCAGUUUUGGUGCUGUGAAACGUAGAGCAUUUUUCCUAUUAUGCAUAUAUUUUCUAUAGAGAUUGGUUUAUGAAAAGUUGAUUUCGAGAGAUAUGUGUUUUGUUUCAUGAUACAGGUUUUAUUACAGAAUUGUAGUGAUGACUGUGAUGAGUUUCCCGAAAAGACAGUUUUGCAAGCAUACGUUUAUACAAAAUCUAGUGUCACUAUGAAGAGUUAAAGUACAAACAAAGUUUGUAUCAAGUUUCUUACUGUUAUUUAGUUUAUUGUAAAAUUUGAUACUGGUUUUAGCUCGUUAAGCAUUUUAUUGUUGCUCUAGCUUGUGAUGCUAUUUUUAUGUAGUUAACUAGUUUUCUAACUACUGUUAUUUAACUUGACUGAGAAUAGGACUGACAGACUGAGCUUGUGUGUUUUGUAUCACAAUCGUGUCUUGUAAUGUUGAAGAUUCCAUAUUUUCCAAUAUGUUUUAUCAAUAUGAUGGAUAAAAGUAAAAUGGCACAAAUGUGCAGUACUUUUAUUAGUUUUACAUAAAAGUGUUAUAUAAACAUGAUUUCAGGUUGAGAUGUGUUGAAUAUUCUACUUUUAGUGUUGUCGACCUAAUUUAAUUUCCACAAAUAAUUUUAUUUAAAUGCAACCUCACAUCUCCAUUUAUCUUGUAAAUGUAUAGUAUUUGAUGCCUGGGAAUUGUGGGCCUUUGCCUACCAAUUGUCAUUUUUAGGCUACCUGGAUUCCUGGAUCUGAAGAUAUGUUAAGUUAAUUGGUAUCUAAACUUUAUUGAUCUUACCAUGUUCAUUCUCUUUUUAUGAGCGAGAGAAUGAUAGUUUUAAAUUGAUUCCUUGAAAUAACUUAUAUUUUCAAAUAUGUAUUUCCAUCCAUUAAAAAAUUUUGUAAUUUGAUAUUUAAACCACAUAUGUUUGCAUAAAGGGUUUUGUGAACUUGCAGUUAUCCCAUAGUUUAAUAUUGUUCUUAUUUUAAUGCUUAUAACUGUGAUUUAAUUAUUAUGUUUUUGUUUUUUAUGUUUAAGGAAAUUGUUUAUACGUUUGUCUUUAUUUUUUUAUUUCUGUUUUGUAAGUACUAGUCUUAGAAUUCUUUCAACCAUUGUAUUGGUAUUUCCUAAUUUAAUAUAAACCAAUAGAAAGGUUAAUGAAUUGAGAGUUUUAUAAUAAACAAGUUAAAACCUGU